Messenger RNA from Botrytis byssoidea, 1416 nucleotides. RefSeq lists its product as uncharacterized. The coding region runs from base 1 to 1416 and encodes 471 amino acids. The record is from RefSeq and is a predicted model, not a curated record. Gene Ontology annotation, biological process: regulation of intracellular pH. Gene Ontology annotation, cellular component: vacuole; membrane. NCBI's taxonomy places the organism in Eukaryota, Fungi, Ascomycota, Leotiomycetes, Helotiales, Sclerotiniaceae. The transcript has 3 exons.
AUGAACAGAUCUUCUUCAUCUACCCGUCUAUCGCUUCCACUCCCCGGCUCCCCAGGAUCUUCAUGGGCCAUGUAUCGAGCGAGAUUUGCGGCUAUUUUUCACGGCGCAGAUACGUCGGUUCUGAUGGCUUUUUGGUUGUUUGGUCUGAUCAAUAAUGUUUUGUAUGUGAUUAUUUUGUCGGCGGCCUUGGAUUUGGUUGGUCCUGAUAUCCCGAAAUCUGUCGUUUUACUUGCAGAUGUUCUACCUUCUUUCGUCACUAAACUCGUCGCUCCAUACUUCAUUCAUAAAAUUCCUUACUGGAUACGCAUCAUUGUCUUCUGCUCCUUAUCCUCGGGGGGUAUGCUCCUGAUUGCAUUAACUCCUGACGACAAAUCUGUAUCGACAAAACUAUUCGGUGUAAUACUUGCGAGUCUCAGUAGUGGUAGCGGAGAAUUAAGUUUCCUAGGUCUCACGCAUUACUAUGGACAUUUCAGUCUGGCAGCAUGGGGGAGUGGAACAGGAGGGGCAGGUUUAGCAGGAGCUGGAUUAUACGUCCUUUUGACAACUAUCAUUGGACUGUCUGUUAAGAUCAGUCUUCUGGCUUCUGCUUUCUUGCCUUGUAUAAUGCUUCUCUCCUUCUUCGUUAUACUACCUCAAGGACCCUUGAGAAGAGCAUCUCUAAGGAAAGAUUACAACACACUCCCUGGAGAAGAUUCUCUUAAUCAACCUCUCACGAGUUCAGAUAUCGAUGAUCUACCACCUGAUUCAGCAGCGGCUUCUCUACUUGCACCUGGUCCGGCCAUCGCAUCAGAAGCCUACUCCUCACACUCUCCCCGUCCCUCUUCUCCGGGAUUAUCUCAUCAUGAACCGAAAUCGACUUUCCUCUAUAAUCUCCACCGCGCCUCCUCUCUUUUCUUUCCCUACAUGCUUCCUCUCCUCCUCGUUUACAUAGCCGAAUAUACCAUCAACCAAGGCGUCUCUCCUACUCUGCUCUACCCUACUCCUUCCUCGGGAAAUCCUUUUUCUCACUACCGCUCCUUCUAUCCCACAUAUGGAUUCAUUUAUCAACUCGGCGUUUUCAUUUCACGCUCCUCUACACCUUUUUACCGAAUCCACAAUCUCUAUAUCCCGUCAUUCCUCCAGAUUGCAAAUCUUUUCCUCCUCAUCUCGCAGGCGUUAUGGUUCUGGAUCCCAAGUGUGUAUAUCAUCUUUGUGCUGAUUUUCUGGGAGGGACUUCUCGGUGGAGCGGUGUAUGUCAAUACGUUUGCAGAGAUUAUGGAGAAGGUAGGAGAGGCAGAUAGAGAAUUCAGUUUGGGGGCCACGAGUGUGAGUGAUAGUGGGGGGAUAUGUAUAGCAGGGUUUGUGGGGAUGGUUCUGGAGGUUGGUUUGUGUGAGUGGCAGGUUGAGAGGGGGAGAGGGUGGUGUAGGAUGACUUAG